Lathyrus sativus (Indian pea) is the source of this 288-nucleotide messenger RNA. The record is from the annotation of a GenBank genome assembly. Lineage: Eukaryota; Viridiplantae; Streptophyta; Magnoliopsida; Fabales; Fabaceae.
AUGUAUUACAGGAGAGCUUUGGUGCUGCAGAGCUAUCUAGAGAGCAGAUCACUGGGAGUGGACAAUUAUUCUCAAAACAAUUUCAUUACAAGUCAAGAUUUUGAAUCAUCCCGAGAAUCACGGGCACAGGCAGAUUUGAAGUUUACUUAUGUUGUAUCAUGCCAAAUUUAUGGUCAACAAAAGCAGCGAAAGGCACCAGAAGCUGCUGAUAUUGCUUUGUUGUUGCAGAGGUAUCAAAAUCGUGUGCUCAUUUACCAAGAACUCUUAGUGUCAAGACUGGCAGUCUGA